AUGCCCUCCUACCCGCACACCACCGGCGCGUGUCGCAGCGGUGACAUGGCGACCGGGACUUCCGGCAAAGCCACGCGACGUCGCAUCGUCUGCUGCGCAGCACCGACAACCACCGUGAGGGUGGCGGAGAUCUACACUCUUCACGCUAAGGAAAACGACCCGUUCAAGUCGACCGUGUGCAUGGACUAUCACGUCCUCUCCCGCAUCGAGGGUGACUUGAGGCGCGCCGAGAUGCGACAGGAGAACCCCGAGUCAGUGAUGCCUGACCGCGGUUACCUGCAUGAUCAGGAAGCCUACCGCACUUGGGAUGAGUAUAUCACGACCAAGCAGUCUCCAAGCAGUAACCGGUCUGUCGUUGGCAGCCUCUACCCAUCCUCCCGCGGUGAAAGCCGCUUGCCACCCAUCAUGCUACCGCGCGCCCGCUCACGUCGCGGCAGUGCGAGCAGCAGCCACUACGCAAGUGUCCCCAACAGCACUCUAAACACGCCCACCAGCAAUCGCCGGUCUGGGGCACCGGGCAGCAACCGUAAAGGCAGACAGAUGUCGCGCUCACUCUCCCCGGGCGGCCAGGCGCACUCAAGCGCGCACAGCUCGCCGUGGCAGCAUAAGGGGUCGAGCCCGACACAUCAGUUGCCUUCACUGUACCCGCCCAAUGACCGGUUGGGGCCGGCCCACUCAACAUGCAAGGCACCGAAGUGGCGGAAGGAGGCGGGGUGCUGCGAGGUCAAUGGCGCCGCUGCCGCAUGGAACUCCCACAAGACUGGCAGGAAGCACUCACUGGAGCUUUCAGAACUCGAGGAAGGGCACGAGCAGCAGACAGUCACGGACGCCGAGCGCGAGCGACGUCUCCACUUGGCGGACGAGCUGGCCAGUCGCAUGGAGUCGGCAGUGCCUUGUGUGCUCAAAGAGAGGAGGGAGGCGGGAUAG
Messenger RNA from Leishmania braziliensis MHOM/BR/75/M2904, 927 nucleotides. RefSeq lists its product as hypothetical. NCBI's taxonomy places the organism in Eukaryota, Euglenozoa, Kinetoplastea, Trypanosomatida, Trypanosomatidae. The coding region runs from base 1 to 927 and encodes 308 amino acids. The transcript has a single exon. The record is from RefSeq and is a predicted model, not a curated record.